UUCCUCAUUUUAAUUCAUAUCACGUUCUUGUAUAUUUUUCUAAAAGAGUCUCCCAUUAGCUAGUGUAUGUUUGAUUUUGACCGAAAGUCGGUUGUUGAACAAGAAGGAAAUUUUUCUUGAAGAACUUGCCCUCAUGAAGACACCUUAAUUGUUUUCUUCUUUUCUUUCUUCUUUUUAUUACUUGACAUAUGGUUAGAUAAAUUGGAGUUCUAGACUAUGUGUGGCAGAGUUAGAUCUGUAAGUAUUACUUUGGAGAUGGGAGUACAACUUCUAUAUGGUAAGGGUGUCCAAGUUCUUUCUAACAAUUUUAAAGGAGAAAAGGAAAAAAAGCAUUUACUUCCCUAGUGCUUUGCUAUCCUUUGAACCAACAUAUAAUUGAAAUGUAACUAGACCUUACAUGUGGUUGACUGUUUUGUUAGCACCGCUGUGUAAUGCAAUGGUUUGAUUAUUCUAGAAAACGUUUCCUAGAAGACUAGAAAUCUACUUUUAACUCUUUCGGGUCACUUAAUGUUUCUCAUGAGGUGUGAUUUCAUUUAUUCUGAAACCAUAUUUGUAACAAUUAGCUCAAUUAUGUCGAUAGUUAUUACAAGGGAAGUACUUGGUAAAAUAUCCACUAUGUAUGGAAAUUUUAUGGUGCUAACAGUUGUGCUAAACAUGUUUAUCUACAGAUUCCAGGAUGCGCUCAACAUAUGUUCAUUAGUGUGUAGUGCUUCAAUGGAAUCUCUUGUUUCUGAAACAAGGACUCCUAUCAGGAUUGGGGACCGAUCAACCAGUGAUGUUGUUGUGAGGAUACGGACACAGGAAGGGCGGGAUGAUUGGUUUUAUUGUCACUCGCAGGUCCUCAUAGAAAAGAGCAAGUAUUUCGCUGAUCGCCUCUCUGAAAAUUGGCCAACAUGUCAGAUUCUUGACUCACGCAACUGCGUUGAGGUAUACUGCCAAGAAUCAGAAUUUGACCACCAUGUCAGUGUCCUCCGCCUUCUCUACAAUGUAAUAGAUGGCUUCGUUGAUGACAUGUGGCAUGGUGUUAAAAAUGCCCUUGGAAUUCUUCAGGUAGCUGUCAAUCUUGGAUGCCCACAAAUCAUAACUGCUUGUGUGGACUACUUGGAAGCAGUCCCCUGGGAAGAGUCUGAGGAGGAGGAGAUUUUAAAAAUCAUACCACGGCUCGGAACACAAGUGGAGCCAAUUCUUGCCCGUCUCCUACCAGUCAAACAAUCAGCCAUAAUGGGAAUUUUUUUCUCAACCAUCCGAUUUGCCACAUCUUCCCCUCCUCCAAUCAUGAAUGAUCUCAAGUCUUCAGCCCAGGAACAGCUUGAGUACAUGCUAACCGAAGAUGAUGAUGCCCCUCUCUUAGCAGCUGAUGACGAGAUAAAAUCUGAGGUGAAAGAUUGUGUGAAGAGACUAUUUGAAAGAUUUAAUAAUCUAUUAGAAGCUUUAUUAUGUGAGAUGGAAUUAUUUUCUGACGGAGGGAAGAUGCAAUCAUUUCAAUCACUUUUAUCAGAUCUGUCAUGGGCAUGUCAGAUAUUAUGUAAGUUGGAAAUUAUGAGGGAACUUGUCUGCAACUGGACGGAUGCAUCAGAUAAAAUAGUUAAGGUUGUAAAGGAAGCAAGCCCAACAGCUGAAUUGAUUGAGACAAAGCUGAGGGUUAUUGAGGUGGCGGCAAAGAUUCUAGAGGCAAUAGGUUACGGUACGGUCAUUUUGCCAAGUGCAAAACGGCUUCAUAUGGUGAAGGUGUGGCUUCCUUUUGUUCGGGUUGCGAAACCACUGAUCGAUUCUGUCACAACUGCCCGUGAUGAUGCUCCAACACUGAAAAUGGAUAGUGAGCUGUGGCAAUCCCUAGAAUCCACAUUUGUUUCCGUAAUUCUUGCACUUCCAUCAGCGGAGCAGGCGGAGAUAUUGAGCGAAUGGUUGGGAAAUGAGCAUAUUCAAUAUCCUGACCUAACUGAGGCAUUUGAGGUAUGGUGUUACAGAUCCAAGGUAUCCAAAAGAAGACUAUCAUUUCUAGCGGUGAACCAUGACAAGAUCAAUACAUAUUAAGUCAUUAACCUCUUCUCUUGACCCUUUUAAACCGUUUUAGUAGCUAUUCACACACCCUUUCCUUAACCAAUGUAUUUUGCAGAAACCUGGGGAGAAAGGAGGAUGAUUAUGAGAAGUAGACACCAUAUUUGAAUUAGUAGCCCUAUUUUGAACUUGUUCCAUGUAGAUUGUGCAUCUAGGGUUUCAUAUGUCUUUUGGAUUUGGUCUUGUAACUCCUGAUUAAUUGUAAAAAA
This is a messenger RNA of Prunus avium (sweet cherry), 2267 nucleotides long. Its product is annotated as BTB/POZ domain-containing protein. The record is from RefSeq and is a predicted model, not a curated record. NCBI's taxonomy places the organism in Eukaryota, Viridiplantae, Streptophyta, Magnoliopsida, Rosales, Rosaceae. Gene Ontology annotation, molecular function: protein binding.